Molecule: messenger RNA, 2714 nt
Organism: Pipra filicauda (Wire-tailed manakin)
Lineage: Eukaryota; Metazoa; Chordata; Aves; Passeriformes; Pipridae
Gene: MYD88
Product: MYD88 innate immune signal transduction adaptor
Exons: 5
Coding region: 20-931 (303 amino acids)
Biological process (GO): MyD88-dependent toll-like receptor signaling pathway; defense response to Gram-positive bacterium; positive regulation of canonical NF-kappaB signal transduction
Cellular component (GO): plasma membrane
Molecular function (GO): Toll-like receptor binding; TIR domain binding
Source: RefSeq, a predicted model, not a curated record
UUCGGGGAGCGGCACGGCCAUGGCCAAGGCCCCGGCGGAGCCCGGGCCCGGCUCCGAGCCCGGCUCCAGCCCCGUCCCGCUGGACCUGCACGCCGUGCCCCUGGUAGCGCUCAACUACGGCGUCCGCCGCCGCCUCGGGCUCUACCUCAACCCGCGGGCGGCCGCGGCCGCCGACUGGACGGCGCUGGCGGAGGCGCUGGGAUGCGGCUUCCUAGAGAUUCGGCGGCUGGAGGGGCUGCCCGACCCCACGGCCGCGCUGCUGGAGGAGUGGCCGGGGCGCUGCCCCGGCGGUGCCACCGUGGGGCAGCUCCUGGACGUGCUGCGGCGCUUGGGUCGCGAUGAUGUGCUGAUGGACCUGUCCGGCAGCGUGGAGGAGGACUGUAGGAAGUACUUGCAGAGGAAGCAGGAGCAGGCCAACCAGCCUCUUCAAGUGCCAGCAGUAGACAGCAGCGUGCCAAAGACCUCGGAGCUGAUGGGCAUCACCAUCAGGGAUGAUCCGUACGGGAGCGGAACAGAGAUAUUUGAUGCCUUCAUCUGCUACUGUCAGAAAGACCUGCAGUUUGUCCAGGAGAUGAUCAGGGAGCUGGAGCAAACAGAGUUCAAACUGAAGCUCUGUGUAUUUGAUCGGGAUGUCUUGCCAGGAACUUGUGUGUGGUCCAUCAGUGGAGAACUUAUAGAGAGGAGGUGUCGGAGGAUGGUGGUUGUCAUUUCAGAUGAUUACCUGGAAAGCGAUGAAUGUGAUUUCCAGACCAAAUUUGCUCUUAGUCUUUCCCCAGGUGCUCGUAGCAAACGGCUGAUCCCAGUCAAGUACAAAUCCAUGAAGAACGAGUUUCCAAGUAUCUUACGGUUCAUCACCAUCUGUGAUUACACCAACCCUUGCACCAAAAAAUGGUUCUGGACGAGACUGGCAAAAUCCCUCAUGUUGCCAUAACUCAAAGUCCCGAGAGCUGGGUGCUCUUGUAACCUGCCCUGGAUGUGCCUUUGGGCUGCGGGGGGUCGUUCACACAGGGUCUUCCACCACUUCAGAACCUGGAUACUUGCAAUCCGUGCUUGGGAACAAAGAACUUUCUCUAGCACUUCUUCAUAACUCUGAGGGGAAGUAGAGCAACUGUGUGGGUGUUCUGGGUUAAGUCAGUGAGCAGCAGCAUCCAGCAUUUGUGCAGUCAGCACUUUCACUGAAAAUACUGGAAAUACACAUUUAAAGACCGAGUGUCUGAUACAGGAAGGCUCUGUUGUCAGCAUGAGCAAGGCCUCAGUGCCUCAAACUGCAGGCUUUGUCAAACAAGCAUUUCCUAUUGUUUUAAAAGCUACAGUAAAGUCUGGGGUUGGUGGGAUUGUACCAUAUUGGUCAUGUCUGUCUCUGUUCAGGUCACAUUUAAUUCUGUGAUCUUAUACCAACAUUUAAUAUUCCUAGAUAUUAUUAAAUCUUUACAAUAGAGCCUUCAGUCUUGAAAUACAUAUUUUCAGUGACAGUCCUUACUACACAAAGCAGGGGCUGCUGCUGCUCAUUGACUUGACCAGGAACCAAGCUGUGCACCUCAGUGGGUCCAGAUCCUAAAUUCUUUCAUCUUUAAAAGCCUUCCAAAACCCAGCAGCUUUUGGGAUGCCUCAAAGGCACAGGGAUAAAUACUGAAUAGUGUAUUAAAUUGAAAAUUGGGCUGUUUAAAAUAUAAAGGCAAAUGUUACAUUAACAGAAAGAGCCUGUUUUAAUUAACUGCCACAAUAAUUACUGUGUUUCUGUGACUAAGGCUUGGAGCAAUGUUGAGGCUGUUCUUGUUAGACUUGGCCUUGAAUCCUGCAGAAUGACUGGUAGAUCUCAUCAGUGCUCCGGGGUGGGGGUCAGGAGUUCUGCCCAAAUGAGUGUUUUAAAGCCAUGGUAUAUUAAACAGAUUUACAGUAAAUAUUUACUUUUUAAAUUGGGGAAGAGAGGAAUUUUGCUUAUGUAUCUGCAGUUGCUUGAACUCUGCCCCUUUGUUCAUUACUUCAGCCACUGACUCAUGUUGAUUUUACAGCUUAAUGUUUUACUAGUUUACAUUUUUAAGGUUACAUCUGAGUGUAAUUUUUAGGGUUUUUUUUAAUUUUAGAUUUGUUUUAAAGCAUUACUGGGGCUGAGGCACAGACAGAAACGUGCCUCUGCUUCCCCCCCACCCACCCUGUCAGUGAAUGAUCCUUUCACCAGGGAUGCUGCUGCUGGUUCCUCCUGGCUGGCAGCAGCAGCCCUUGACCUGAGCGCGGGGAAGCUCCUUCACGCACAUCACGUUGGCAUCAGGAACCAUUUUUAGAUAAACCCACGAGCUGGAUGUUUUUUCCUGCAAAAAUAACUGCUGCCAUCGUGCCAAGGUGACAUUUGCACCUUUCUGUCUUGCUGGAACAAGUGAGAAGUCUGCGGGCACUGAAGGAGGAAAGUUAAGCUGAUGAGGGGGGUUCUAAAUAGUUUGUCUUCAUGUCCUGUUGCCCUCGGGCCUCUCCUGCAGAAGUGGAGACAGCUGCUUGCCUCGGGCUUUCUGCAUAAUCGUUAAAUGUUAAUUGUAGGAGAGUUUCAGGAGGCUGCUUGAUCCCCGGGCGCUCCGGGGGCUCGGUGAAUUCUCAUACUCUGGAGUGCCUAUAAACAUCAAUUAUGGGUCAUUACUCGCAGGACCAAACCAGAUCCCGCUUGCCUGGAGAGCUGGAAGGGCUCUGGUGGCUGGUUUGGGGAGGAGCUGAGGCGGAGGAGC